Aspergillus ochraceoroseus IBT 24754 is the source of this 1905-nucleotide messenger RNA. RefSeq lists its product as uncharacterized. The record is from RefSeq and is a predicted model, not a curated record. The coding region runs from base 1 to 1905 and encodes 634 amino acids. The transcript has 3 exons. NCBI's taxonomy places the organism in Eukaryota, Fungi, Ascomycota, Eurotiomycetes, Eurotiales, Aspergillaceae.
AUGUCGUCCACUACAUUGAUGACUUUCCUACUCUGCACGAGUCCUCACGUCCGGUCGGUUAAAUUGUUGGGUUCUUGGGACAACUUCUCGAAGCCGUAUGCGAUGGAAAGAGAUAAGCGUGUUGGGCCCGGUCAUUGGCGCGGAUGCCACACGUUCACAAAUAUCAUCUGCGAUGGGUUGCCGAGCCAUAUGAUUCCAGCUCGCACGGGAGGUCUCAAAAUGGGUGGCACCUACUGGUAUUAUUAUUUGCUAGACGAGGAUGUUGAGCACUAUAAUAAGGCGGAGCCUGUGACUUCGCAGUGCCCGAUUCUCCCCGGUCAACCCGUCAAUGUCCUACAUGUUCCUAUAAUCCUCCCUGAUACAAUUCCAACCCACACGCGGGAGAGAAGCCCAACCGCUCACAGAGUAGAGCGAACCAUGAACCCGGACGACAAGUACAUGAAUCCGCGAGAACCCCCGAAGCCCAAGCUUCGCCUUCGCACGUCCCCUCCACUACUGCAACAACCCACUCCGAACUGGUCCUUCAGCACAUCUCCCCUGGAGGCGAUUACAAACAGAAGCGCCUCCCAACCUACUCACAAAGCUCCAAAGGCCAAGAAUCAUUCGGUCGAAACCAAGGAGGCUCGCUCGAUCUCUCCUCCACGAUCAAGGGGUCUCCGUGCCGCUUUUCGGCAAUGGAACGCUUCCUCCCCCAAUAUGACACCUACCGGUGAGCAGGAAAGGUCCGUUCCCAGAUCACUUGCGAAUUACAGCUCAAGUAAUCUACACCAACCUGUGCAAGAGGAUCGCCUGCACAUUAGAAGUCACUCAGAUGACGCCAUCGCGCACCCUUCAUCUGCGAGAAGUAUGGGCGCGUACCUGGAUACCCUCCGGCUACGGCGUCCUGUAUCUGCUGGAGCUCACGACUCCUUGACAAUGUCCAUUCAGGAACGUCGCGCCUUAAAUGCGAAGACCCCGGAUCUCUAUACACCGAGAAAUCCCCUCACCUUGAGAGCGAAGCCAGAUUGGGCGAUUGGGAACCAUAAGACACAACAUUCACCUGCCAUCAAGAAAGCUCUUUCUACGCCUUCAUCCUCCCCAUCGAUGCGGAUCAGAGAAUACGGCCAUUCAUCAACUUCAGAUGAGGCAAUUACUCCGACUCUGUUCACGAUGAAUAAAAGACUUCCUACUCUUCCAAGCUCUCCUUCGUCGGUCAUGGAUGAGGCAUUGCGCGACCUCGAUGCCCGAGAAAGAGAUUUGGAUUUGGAAGCGUUGGCCAGCCAUUUCUCCGAUUUUACGGAGACGGAAUCCCUCGACAGUGACUCUCUAUGUGAGAGGAGCCGCUUCUCAGAGUGGAGUACUGACACUGAGUUAAUCUCCCCUGAGUCUAUGACAUCUUCCUCGACCUUGAACGAGAAACAGGACUUUCCGAUGCCAGCGGCAAUGGAGUUUUGCGAGUCGCUGGACCCCGCCAUCCAUGGUGGAAACAGCGAUCCGAAUACCCCUCAUCUUACGGUGGACUCCAAAGCUUCCCCCGCUACACUACCGGGUGAUUCCCCACGGUUUGAGCUCCCUCUUCCUCGUCUGACAAUCACUUUGUCCCCAUCUGACCUCGACAUCCCGGGUCUUUACAUCGAUGAAGACGGAGAUGAACCGGAAACGAACCCCAAGCGUCAUGCUGCUCUCUUUGGAGCAAUCGAGACCCUAGAGGGCCUGGGACUUGUACCCAGUCCAGAUGCGUCUGCGUUGCAGUUCCCAGAGGGUGCGCAGAGUGUGAAGGAGAAGAAGACCUUCACCCCUACGGACGACACAAACCGGCACAGCACCGGCAUGUUUCUAGCACAAUCUGCGACCAUGAAGGAGAUGAUGGACGAAUUGAGCUACUUGAAAAGCAUCAUUCAAUCCGGAGCCAGCCCGGAUUUCUAA